AUGAAUGAAUCUAUCUAUCUAUCUAUCUAUCUAUCUAUCUAUCUAUCUAUCUAUCUAUCUAAAUCGGUUCAUAUCUAUCUAUCUAUCUAUCUAUCUAUCUAUCUAUCUAUCUAUCUAUCUAUCUUAACCUUUUUCCUUAGUUACAAAAUAAUGUUUACAUUAUCUUCUUUCUUUCUUUCUUUCUUUCUUUCUUUCUUUCUUUCUUUCUUUCUUUCUCACAUAUAUAGUUCUUUAAAUCUCCUUUUCCUUCAUUUCUUCCCGUAUUUUUUAAUCAUUUUCCCACACUAUAUUUUUUUCUUCUGUUUCUUACAGCUACUUUCCCAGAUUUCUUCUUUUUUCAUUCAUUCAUCAAUUUUUUCUUUUUUAUUUCUUUUUUUCUUUCUUUUCAUCAGUCCCUUUUUUACCAGUGCUCCUUUUCUUGUUCUUUCUUUUCCUAUAAAUUCAUAUAAGAGUCUAUCUCAAUUGGUUGAUCCCUUUCAUUGUUAUUUUCAGCUUCUUUACCUGUUUCCUUUGUUUUUCAUUCAUGAAUUCUUUCUUUCUUCUUGCUUUCUUUCUUUUCAUCGCCCAUUUUUUUGCUAUCUAAGCUCCUUUUCUUCUUUUCUUUGUCUUUUUCUCUCUCCGUGUCUCUGUCUGUCUCUUUCCUUCUUUCUUCAUUUUCUGUAUUCUUUCUUUUAUUUUCUUCUUUCUUUUAACCUGUCAUUUUCUUUUACACUUUCUUUUUGCUUUCAGAUUCUUUCCUCGUUUUCUUCGUCUUUCACUCACUCAUUCAUUUAUUCAUUCCUUCUUUUCUUCUUCUUCUUUCUUUCUUUCUUUCUUUCUUUCUUUUUUCUACUUCAGAGCCUUUUAUUUGUUUUCUAUCUUUUCCUCACUCUUUUUCUACUUCAUCUUCUUUUCUUCGUCUUUCUCUCUCUCUCUUUCUCUCCCUCUCUCUCUUUCUUUCUUUCUCUCCCCCCUUUCUACCUUUCUUCAUUUUCUGUAUUUUUUUAUCAUUUUUCCAGACGUUUUUUUAACUCCUGGAUCGUUUUUAUUUUCUUCUUUCUUUUACCCUGUCCUUUUUUAUUUACACUUUCUUUUUCGUUUUCAGGUUCUUGUCCCGUUUUCUUAGUUAUUCACACACUCAACUAUUCAUUCGUUCUUUCUUUGUUUCUUCGUUUUCAUCACUCUUUUUCUACCAAACCUCCUUUUCUUGUUCUUUCUUUCUUUCUUUCUUUCUUUUUAUCAUCCUUUUUUCUACUUCAGAGCCUUUUAUUUGGUUUUCUAUCUUCUCCUCACUCUUUUUCUACUUCAUCCUCUUUUCUUCGUCUUUCUCUCCCUCUCUAUCUCUCACCCUUUCGUCAUUUUCUGUAUUUUUUCAUCAUUUUUCCAGACGUUUUUUUAACUCCUGAUUCUUUGUUUUUUUUCUUCUUUCUUUUACCCUAUCAUUUUCUUUUACACUUUCUUUUUCGCUUUAGGUUCUUGCUCCAUUCAUUCAUUACUUCAAUCUUUGUUCGUUUCUUCCUUUUCAUCACUCUUUUUUUCUACCUAUCCUCCUUUUCUUUUUCUUUUCUUUCUUUCUUUUCAUCAUCCUUUUUUUCUACCUAUCCUCCUUUUCUUUUUCUUUUCUUUCUUUCUUUUCAUCAUCCUUUUUUUUUCUACCUAUCCUCCUUUUCUUUUUCUUUUCUUUCUUUCUUUUCAUCAUCCUUUUUUUUCUACCUAUCCUCCUUUUCUUUUUCUUUUCUUUUCUUUCUUUCUUUUCAUCAUCCUUUUUUUUUUACCUAUCCUCCUUUUCUUUUUCUUUUCUUUCUUUCUUUUCAUCAUCCUUUUUUUCUAACUAUCCUCCUUUUCUUUUUUCUUUUCUUUUCUUUCUUUCAUCCUUUUUUCUACAUCCUUUUCUUUUUCUUUUCUUCCUUCUUUUCAUCAUCCUUUUUUUCUAUCUAUCCUCCUUUUCUUUUUCUUUUCUUUCUUUCUUUUCAUCACUCAUUUUUUCUACCUAUCCUCCUUUUCUUUUUCUUUUCUUUCUUUCUUUUCAUCAUCCUUUUUUUUUCUACCUAUUCUCCUUUUCUUUAUCUUUUCUUUCUUUCAUUUCAUCAUCAUUUUUUUCUACCUAUCCUCCUUUUCUUUUUUUUUUCUUUCUUUUUUUCAUUUCAUUUUUUCAUCAUCCUUUUUUUUUCUUUUCCUUUCCAUCCUUUUUUUUUACCUAUCCUCCUUUUUUCUUUUCUUUCUUUUUUCAUCAUCAUCCUUUUUUUUUUCCUAUCCUCCUUUUCUUUUUUUUCUUUUCUUUCUUUCUUUUCAUCAUCCUUUUUUUUUUUCUACCUAUUCUCCUUUUUCUUUUCUUUUUCUUUCUUUCUUUUCAUCAUCCUUUUUUCUAACUAUCCUCCUUUUCUUUUUCUUUUCUUCCUUCUUUUCAUCAUCCUUUUUUUUCCUAUCCUCCUUUUUUUUUCUUUUUCUUUCUUUCCAUCCUUUUUUUUCUUUUUCUUUUCUUUUUCUUUUCUUUCUUUCUUUUCAUCAUCCUUUUUUUUUCUACCUAUUCUCCUUUUCUUUAUCUUUUCUUUCUUUCAUUUCAUCAUCAUUUUUUUCUACCUAUCCUCCUUUUCUUUUUCUUUUUCUUUUCUUUUCUUUCUUUCUUUUCAUCAUCCUUUUUUUUUCUACCUAUCCUCCUUUUAUUUUUCUUUUCUUUCUUUCUUUUCAUCACUCUUUUUUUCUACGUAUCCUCCUUUUCUUUUUCUUUUCUUUCUUUCUUUUCAUCAUCCUUUUUUUUCUACCUAUUCUCCUUUUCUUUAUCUUUUCUUUCUUUCUUUUCAUCAUCUUUUUUUCUACCUAUCCUCCUUUUCUUUUUCUUUUUCUUUUCUUUUCUUUCUUUCUUUUCAUCAUCCUUUUUUUUUCUACCUAUCCUCCUUUUCUUUUUCUUUUCUUUCUUUCUUUUCAUCAUCUUUUUUUUCUACCUAUCCUCCUUUUCUUUUUCUUUUCUUUCUUUCUUUUCAUCAUCCUUUUUUCUACCUCUCCUCCUUUUCUUUAUCUUUUCUUUCUUUCAUUUCAUCAUCAUUUUUUUUUAAUCCUCCUUUUCUUUUUUUCCUUUUAUUUUCUUUCUUUCUUUCCUUUUUUUUUUCCUCCUUUUUUUUUAUUUUCUUUCUUUCUUUUCAUCACUCUUUUUUCUACAUUCAUCACCUUUUCUUUUUCCCUUUUCUUUCUAUCCUUUUUUUUCUACCUUUUUUUCUUUUUCUUUUCUUUCUUUCUUUUCAUCAUCCUUUUUUUCCUUUUUUCAUCAUCCUUUUUUUUCUUUCCUCCUUUUAUUUUUCUUUUCUUUCUUUCUUUUCAUCAACUUUUUUUCUAAUCCUCCUUUUCUUUUCUUUUCUCUUUUCUUUCUUUUUUCAUCAUCAGUUUUUUACCUAUCCUCCUUUUCUUUUUCUUUUCUUUCUUUCUUUUCAUCCUUUUUUUUUCUACCUCUUCCUUUCUUUUCUUUUCUUUCUUUCCAUCAUCCUUUUUUUUUUUCAUGUAUCCUCCUUUUCUUUUCUUUUCUUCGUUGGUUUCAUCAUCCUUUUUUCUUUCCUCCUUUUUAUUUUCUUUUUCUUUUCUUUCUUUCUUUCAUCAUCCUUUUUUCUCCUCCUCCUUUUCUUUUUCUUUUUUGACCCGUUAAAUUCCUUUCAUCGUCCUUUUUUCUACCUAUCCUCCUUUUUCUUUUUCUUUUUUCUUUCUUUUCAAGGUUUUUCAAGUCAUAUCCUUGGUUUUUUUCACUUUUCAUUCUUUUCAUCAUCCUUUUUUUCACCUCUCCUUUUCAAGGACAGUUUUAAAAGCAAACUAAAAAUUCUCCUUUUCUUUUUAAGACUUCAAAUCAGCAUCAUCCUUUUUUUCUAUGGAUCCUCCUUUUCUUUUUUAGGAUUCUUUCUUUUCAUCGCUCCCUUUUUCUACCUAUCCUCCUUUUUUUUCUUUUCUUUUCUUUCUUUCUUUUCAUCAUCCUUUUUUCUACCUAUCCUCCUUUUCUUUUUCUUUUUUUUUCUUUUCUUUCUUUCUUUUCAUCCUCCUUUUUCUUCACCUCAGGGCUUUUCUUUCAAAGGACUUCAUCCUUUUUUUUCUACCUAUUCCUUUUCAUUCAUUCUUUUUUUUUUCAUCAUCCUUUUUUUCUAUCUAUCCUCCUUUUUCUUUUCUUUUCUUUCUUUUCUUUUCAUUUCCUUUUUUUUGGAUAUUCUUAUUUCUUUUUUUUCUUUCUUUUCAUCAUCCUUUUUUUUCUUUUAUCCUCCUUUUCUUUUUUCUUUUCUUUCUUUCUUUUCAUCAUCCUUUUUUUUCUACCUAUCCUCCUUUUCUUUUUUCUUUUUUUAUACAGAGAAUCAUUCUUUUUUUCUACCUAUUCUCCUUUUCUUUUUCUUUUCUUUCUUUCUUUUCAUCACUCUUUUUUUUCUACCUAUCCUCCUUUUCUUUUUCUUUUCUUUCUUUCUUUUCAUCCUCUUUUUUUUCAUCAUCCUUUUUUUUUUCUUUUCUUUUCUUUCUUUUCAUCAUCCUUUUUUUUCUAUCCUCCUUUUUCUUUUCUUUUCUUUUCUUUCAUUUCAUUUUUUUUUUACUCCUCCUUUUCUUUUUCUUUUUUUCUUUCUUUUCACCCCAUCAGUUUUUUCUACGUAUCCUCCUUUUCUUUUUUUCUUUUAUUUCUUUUUUUUCAUCAUCCUUUUUUUUUAUACCUAUCCUCCUUUUUCUUUUCUUUUUCUUUCUUUCUUUUCAUCAUCCUUUUUUUCUAUCCUCCUUUUUUUUUUUUUCUUUUUUCUUUUCAUUCUUUUUUUCAUCAUCCUUUUUUUCUUUUCUUUUCUUUUCUUUUCUUUUUUCUUUUUUUCAUCCUUUUUUUUCAUCAUCCUCCCCCCUUUUUUACUGUGCAAUAACUUUUUUUCUUUCUUUUCUUUUUUAUCAUCCUUUUUUUUCAGUUUGUCUCUCCUCUUCUUUUUCUUUUCUUUCUUUCUUUUCAUCAUCCUUUUUUUUUUUGACCCAUUUUCCCAUCAUUUUUUUUCUUUUCUUUCUUUUAUUUUCAUUUUUCCUUUUUUUUCAGUCUCAGGUUCUUUUUCUUUCAAUAAAGAAGAUCAACUCGAACACAUUUUCAAUCAUUCUUUUCAUCAUCCUUUUUUCUACCUAUCCUCCUUUUCUUUUUCUUUUCUUUAUUCUUUUCAUCAUCCUUUUUUUUUCUACCCUAUUUUCCUUUUCUUUUUUUUGUUUCCAUCAUUUCUUUUUUUUGACUCACUCUUUUUUUUUUCUUUUUCUUUCUUUCCUCAUCCUUUUUUUUUCCUUUUUCAUUCAUUUCUUUCUUUUUUUCAUCAUCCAUUUUUCCUACCUCUCCUCCUUUUUUUCUUUUUUUUUCUUUCUUUUUUUUUUUUUCAUCAUCCUUUUUUUAAUUUAGCCCUUUAUUUGGUCCUUCUUUAUUCUUUUUCAUUAUUUUUCUACUUCAUUUGUUUUUUUUUUUUUCUUUCAGUCUUUUCUUCGUCAUCCAAACUUUUUCCCUCAUUCUAUCUUUUCUUUUUUUCUUUUCCCCCUUUUCUUCAUAUUCUUCAUUUCAUUCCGUUUUAA
Acanthosepion pharaonis is the source of this 5517-nucleotide messenger RNA. The record is from the annotation of a GenBank genome assembly. Lineage: Eukaryota; Metazoa; Mollusca; Cephalopoda; Sepiida; Sepiidae.